AUGGACGGAGUUUACUGCAACGCGCGAAGCGCGAACGGCGGCCAGGUCGCGGAUCACAACAAGCUGGCUACGAAAACUGGCACGACGAUCUGCGGGCUUCUCACGCGCGAAGGCGUAGUUCUCGCGGCGGACUGCCGCGCGACGGCGGGCUCGUUCAUCGCGACGCGCAAUUGUCUGAAGCUGCACCGACUUUCGAAAAGCAUUUGGUGCGCGGGCGCAGGCGUUGCGGCCGACCUCCACCACGUCACGGAGAACAUCGCCGCGAACAUGCAACUGCUAAAGGCGAGUCUUGGUGCGGAAAUCCGCAUCGAUGCGUGCGUCAGGAUGCUGAGCAAAGUGCUGCGCGAACAUCACGGCGACAUCAUUGUCGCGCUCAUCGUGGCUGGGAUCAACCCGGACGGGACCAUGGACUUGGUCUACGUGGACGCGGACGGCAGCACUUUGCGUGCAGACUUUUUGGCGAUGGGAUCUGGCGGCUUUUUCGCGCGCUCGAUGCUCGAAAAUGGCUACCGCAAAGACCUGACGCUGCAGGAAGGCGUCGAGUUAGCGGCUGACGCGAUCGAAGCGGGCAUUUUGAACGACUUGGGAUCGGGCAGCAACGUCGACGUGCUAUCGAUCAGGGAACCGGCUGAUUCACGUAUAAUUGUCGUCGGCGACUCGGCCGUUGGAAAAUCCAAUCUGCUGCUGCGCUACGUUAAAAACGGAUUCCACGCCGACACCCGCACCACCAUCGGCGUCGAGUUUGCGACCAAGUUCGUCGAACUCGACGGAAACCUCAUCAAAGUACAGUUUUGGGACACCGCAGGCCAAGAGCGCUACCACAGCAUAACGCAGAUCUACUACCGCAACUCAUCAGCAGCGAUGGUUUGCUACGACAUCACGUCGCACGCGUCCUUCCGCAAUUGCAAGAGAUGGGUCGACGAAGUGCGAGCCGAGCUGGGCACCGACAUGUUUAUACUGCUGGUGGGCACGAAGCUGGACCUUGACCACAGACGACAAGUGUCCGUUGUUGAAGCGAAGAACUUUGCGCACGACAGUAAGUUGGCGUUCAUAGAAUUGAGCGCGCUCGAAGACAAAAACGUCGCUAGCGCGUUCGAGACGGUCAUUAGAGGAAUGCAUGCAAACUGCACAAAGUGUUGCUCGAAUAGCAGUCAAUGUAGACCAAGCAUGGAAAACGUCGCGAAACUUCACCAGGUAAGUCGCUAA
This is a messenger RNA of Dermatophagoides pteronyssinus (European house dust mite), 1206 nucleotides long. Its product is annotated as ras and EF-hand domain-containing protein homolog. NCBI's taxonomy places the organism in Eukaryota, Metazoa, Arthropoda, Arachnida, Sarcoptiformes, Pyroglyphidae. The record is from RefSeq and is a predicted model, not a curated record.